AAUAAAAACAAUUUAGUGAAACCCCAAGAAAUAGAUCCAAAGAAGGAGUCAAUUGAUGGACACAAUGAUGUGAAACGCAAUCAGAGGCACGACUUUAUUCAUCCGAAGCCUAUUUUGGGCGAUAAGAGCUUAGACGUGACUGAUCCGGGUGAUGAUGACUAUGAUGAAGUGGUGGGCUAUGUGUGUUCGUACGACAACUGCUCGUACUUCAACCGAAAUAAGGGUAACGUUUCGCGACAUAUCUCUAAAAUGCAUUUAAAUAAGAGACCACUUGUUUGUGGUGAAUGCGGACAACCCUUUUGGGGCCGAAAGCGUCUCUUCGAGCACAAGAAGGCCAACCAUUUCGGGAAUUUAAUCUAUAAUAUGAAUCGCAAACAAUACAAAUGCGAUUGGCAUGAGUGUGGCUAUCAGUGCCAGAGUGUGACAAACCUGAAGCUCCAUCGGCGCCGGCAUUUCGGCCACAAACCCUUCAAAUGUCCGGUCGAUCACUGCUUGUCCUCUUUCGUCACGAAU
Molecule: messenger RNA, 513 nt
Organism: Oppiella nova
Lineage: Eukaryota; Metazoa; Arthropoda; Arachnida; Sarcoptiformes; Oppiidae
Source: the annotation of a GenBank genome assembly